UUGAAUAUCAGUGAAGGAACAAGUGUUAGCGGUCAGACUGUAAAGCGAGUAGCAGAGGAGGAGGGUUAUCGUAAGCGUAUCAAGAGGAAGAAACCCUGGCUUCCACCACAUGCAGUGGAGAAGCGAAAGAAGUGGGUAGAGGAGAAUGAAGGGCAGGAUUGGAAAAGGGAGAUUUGGACGGAUGAGUGUACAGUGGAAAAAUACGACCCACAUCACUUCACUGCGGACUUUCAUGGCUCUCGAGUAGUUGUCCCAAUAUGGGGAGCGAUUGCCUACAACCACAAGUGGCCCUUAUUCCGGAUACCCAUU
This is a messenger RNA of Tremella mesenterica DSM 1558, 309 nucleotides long. RefSeq lists its product as uncharacterized. The record is from RefSeq and is a predicted model, not a curated record. The transcript has 2 exons. Gene Ontology annotation, molecular function: nucleic acid binding. The annotation marks the transcript as partial. Lineage: Eukaryota; Fungi; Basidiomycota; Tremellomycetes; Tremellales; Tremellaceae.